AUGGUGAACUACAUGCUUAUGAUCAGUGCCGAACUUGAAAACUUGACCAAUCUUGAACCUCAAGGUGGCUGCGAUGAUCCCAAUUUCUCCUAUUUCUUCAAGUUGAAAUGUGGAAGAUGUGGUGAAUUGAGCCAAAAGGAAACUUGUGUGUCUCUGAACGACACCGUUCCUCUUCCAGCUGGUAGAGGCACUACUCAUCUUGUUCAAAAGUGCAAAUUUUGUGGCAGGGAGAGCACUGUAACUAUGAUCCCUGGCAGAGGAAAACCACUCACCCAGGAAACAAGUGAAUCAGGGAAGUUUUCCCCACUGAUGUUAUUUGACUGCAGGGGCUAUGAGCCGAUAGAAUUUGUAUUCGGCACCGGAUGGAAAGUUGAGUCGUUGGAGGGAACAAAGUUUGAGAAUGUUGACUUGUCCAGUGGAGAUUAUUCUGAAUAUGAUGAAAAGGGUGAGUGUCCAGUCAUGAUAUCCAAUCUUAAAGCUACUUUUGAUGUGGUGAAGUAA
Messenger RNA from Lathyrus sativus (Indian pea), 501 nucleotides. The record is from the annotation of a GenBank genome assembly. NCBI's taxonomy places the organism in Eukaryota, Viridiplantae, Streptophyta, Magnoliopsida, Fabales, Fabaceae.